Messenger RNA from Paraglomus occultum, 2502 nucleotides. Lineage: Eukaryota; Fungi; Glomeromycota; Glomeromycetes; Paraglomerales; Paraglomeraceae. The record is from the annotation of a GenBank genome assembly.
AUGGCUUCCUCUAGUUUUAACGCACCAGCUGAAGAGCUGACAAUGCUUAUCCUCUAUGUGAAAAACCACAAGAAUGAAGGAAAAGACAUCGAUGAGCUGGAUGACGACAGGAAACGCUCUCGUGACGCAUACUUCGAGCUGUGGGUCAGCCACGCUCUUGGUAACGACCCCACGAAUGCAACCCUGUUUCGAAACGAAUACAACAACAGUGGUGACGAAGGACGUAACAACGCAGUUGGUAACAUAAGAACGUACUUCUCGCAUCAGAACGUUGUGCAAGCUGUUGCCAUGAAAAUGGGGUUGACUCUGCAAGGGAAUAGUUGGCAUGCAUUACAACACGCGCCCUGGGAAGAGCGCAUAGUAAACGGCAUUAGAACACACGAAGUCAUAGAGCAGCUAUGGAGUUACUUGGAAAUUGCACGUCUGUUCGAACGACGGAAGGAAUCUGAGGGAAAAUCUGCGGAUCGGGCUGGACAAAAGCGUAAGGCGGAGAAUCUGGACGUUGUAACAGCCAAAAAAGCCUUCACUGACGAAUUUGUGCACGUCAAUGGGGUCAUGAACGAAUUCGAACAACAUAUCAAAUACUGCUUACAUACUUGUAACAAGGAUCCGGUAUAUGCUCCCUACUUCGCUCUGAUCCAGAGUUCAGGUUACGGUAAAUCACGGUUGAUUGCCGAGUUGGCUCAAAAUACAUACGUCAUCUACAUAUGCUUACGUUCAAGCGAUGCCCAUGGAUAUCCUCUUCACACCAGUGUUGCAGACCGCCUCGUGUCAACUCUUAACGUAAUGCAAAAUGAGGAAGGCGCCCUUGCUGCUAUUCAUUGGUUUCAGAAAUUUCUGAAGGCAUCAGUUACUGUACUUAUUGAAGAACUUUCAGCUGGACGUCUUCUAGGACCAGCUCAACUGUGGGAAAUGCAAAUGAAUCCAGUUGACGAAAAGGCAUUCUGGGUUAAAGUGCUCGAGAAAGCGAAUUCUGAUUCUGAAGACAGCCACACACCCGAAGAUAUUCCUCACCAAGUCGAAUCAAUUCAUGGUCUAAACCUCUUUCUCUGUUUUGAUGAAGCACGGAAAUUACUCGAUGUGGAGCAUGGAACUGAACUAUCACCAUUCAGACUAAUUCGUCGCUCUCUUAAGGACAUUCAAUGGGCUCAGUAUGGAUUUUUAUGCGCCAUGCUCGAUACAAUGGGAAAGUUAGCUAACUUUUCCCCUCCGUAUAAACGCUCCAAUUCUGAGAGAAUUCGUGAUGAAAGAGUCAAGCUGCUUCCGCCGUAUAUUGAUGUUAUGACGCUGGAUGCUCUUAACAAUAACAAUAAGGUAGCAGAUCAUCCAAAUCGCCGCUUACUGUUUGGUAGGCCAUUGUGGGCAUCGAGUAGUUGUGCAGGGAAAACUAUUACAGAGAUAAUAGAAUUUGCCAAGUGCAAACUAUUAGGGGGACAUCAACCAAUACAACGAAUAGAAAUCCUAUUUGACAAAGAAGAGGAUAGAAUCGCCGUUUCUCUGGCCCUUGUAGGCUGUUUAGUCUCACUGGACAUUUCAGUUCAGUCACAGCUUACUCAUCUACUUGUGGGUAGCUAUAUGGCUACUUGUAUUGCUGUUUCAGAAGAUAGAGAGAAUAUCUUAGUAAUAUAUCCCUCGGAACCUAUACUUUCUGAGGCCGCUUUGAGGCUUAUUGAAGUCACGGAUAAUCGAACAUUUGUACUUGAUAGACUUGAAUUUUCAUUGAAGAAUGGACUUGUUGAAGCGGGUUUUCGUGGGGAGCUUGUUGCACGCAUUAUAUUGAUUCUUGGAUGGCAACAUAUGUUAUUAUUAUCUGGUGAUGCUCUUUAUACACAAGAGAAAUCUGUGAGAGAUUUUCUGAACACACUUUUUGGGACUUAUCAGACUCUUAAGCAACGUGACAACCGACUUAAAUCUUUAAAACUUAAAACAACUUUUCUGCAGUCCAAACUGUGCCUCACACAUUUUGUUCAGCUUAAUGACCCGCCAAGUUGCCAAGUUCUUAAACGUCUCUUUGAACGUGGUGCUGGGGCGAUUUUGGGACGUAAUGCACGUGGUGGUGAUCUUCUGUUGCCAGUCAAGAUGAACAAUACAUCAGAGGAGCAGUAUUCAUUUAUCCUGAUACAAGUAAAGAAUUAUUCAACUUCUGGGCAGGCAUAUACUGAAGCAGCCACUACAAGAUUGACACCAUUUUCAGUCUUUGGGGAAUCUGAAUUAGCUAAUCUUGAUUUGCCUUAUUUGUGCUUUUAUUGGUCAUUAGGUGCAACUGAGAGUAAUUCAAGGUUACAAUUUAAGUCUUGGGAAAACUUUGAGCAACACUGGGGAGUUUUCUCAUUAGAUCCAUUUAAAUUUCUUACUGAAGAUCUUAAAACCAAAUUAUAUGCUUUACUAUGUGCAUAUAUUAAUCCAUUUGAUAGUAUAUGGAAGCGCAGACCAACAAUUGGUAUUGAACAGCAUAGGGCAAAUGUCAAAUGCUUCUUUCCAGUUGAGAAGAUUCAAAAAUAA